This is a messenger RNA of Alosa alosa (allis shad), 2616 nucleotides long. RefSeq lists its product as uncharacterized. Gene Ontology annotation, biological process: DNA integration. The record is from RefSeq and is a predicted model, not a curated record. The transcript has a single exon. The coding region runs from base 1 to 2616 and encodes 871 amino acids. Gene Ontology annotation, molecular function: nucleic acid binding. NCBI's taxonomy places the organism in Eukaryota, Metazoa, Chordata, Actinopteri, Clupeiformes, Clupeidae.
AUGGGCCUGGUGAUGAGAGUCAAUGCCAUUGCAGUUGAUCUCCUAGGUGAUGUGUUUGGGGACAUUGGACUGUUCAAGUGUGAGCCAGUGAAGAUCGAGUUGAAGCCUGAUGCGGAGCCCUACUCCCUGAUGACGCCGCGUCGCAUCCCGUUUCCGCUACUUCCAAAAGCUGAAUUAAGGCGCAUGCUGUCUCUGGGCAUAAUUGAGGAGGUCACAGACCCCACGGAUUGGUGUGCCCCGAUGGUUCCUGUCGAGAAGAAAAACAAAGAUCAAGUAAGAGUGUUUGUAGACUUAAAACGUCUGAACAAAGCCGUACGCCGCGAGAGGUACAUUUUGCCCACUCUUGAAGAUAUAGCUCCAAAGCUGGCUGGAGCGAAAAUAUUCUCCACACUUGACGCAUCAUGCGGAUUCUGGCAAAUCCCGUUGGAGGUGAAUAGUCGCAAACUGACAACAUUUAUUACUCCCAUUGGGAGGUUCUGUUUCCGUAGGCUCCCUUUCGGAAUAACGUCAGCUCCAGAAAUUUUUCAAAGACAGAUGUCCACACUGCUAAAGGACCACGAAGGGGUUGUCGUUGUGAUGGACAAUAUCCUGGUGUAUGGAGCCACGACCGAAGAGCAUGAUCGUUGCCUGAAUGCAGUUUUAAAAACUAUUAAAGACAGUGGACUGAAACUGAACAAGGCCAAAUGUCACAUUGGCAAGUCAGAGAUUCAGUAUUUUGGCCACCUCAUCGGUGCAGAUGGCCUAAGGCCUGACCCAAGCAAGGUGAAGGCAAUCACCCAAAUGGCCAGACCAACAAGCGUUGAGGAACUACGUCAGGUCCUGGGGCUCAUCAACUACGUCGGGAGAUUCCUGCCAGAUCUCUCCACAAAGUUGCAUCCGAUCACUGAUCUCCUGAAGAGGGCAAACGACUGGGUCUGGAGUGAAGCACAAGAAAGAGCGUUUGAGUGUGUCAAAGCCAUGCUUGUGUCAGCCCCUGCUCUGGCAUACUACGAAGCCAACAGAAAGACUGUUGUAAGUGCAGACGCGAGCAGCUAUGGCCUAGGGGCUGCGCUAAUGCAAGAACAUGAGGGUGAAUGGAAGCCAGUGGCAUUCUGUUCUCGUACUCUGUCAGAGGCCGAGAAAAGGUACUCACAAAUUGAAAAGGAGUGCCUGGCGUGUGUAUGGGCCUGCGAGAGGUUUGCCCGCUACGUACAAGGCAUGGACAGUUUUCACGUGCACACAGACCACAAACCUCUUGUGCCACUUAUUAAUACUUACGACUUAGACAAGGCUCCUCCCAGGUGUCAGAGGCUUCUCAUGCGUCUUCUUCGUUUCAAUGUGGUGGCCGAGCACAUCCCGGGGAAGCAGCUUGUCAUUGCCGACACGCUGUCCAGACAGCCUUUGUCUGAGGUGAGUGAUGGGGAACUGGAGCACGAGGUACAGGCCUAUGUGGAAUCAGUUGUUGACAAUGCCCCAGUCUCAUCGCAAAGACUCAGAGAGAUCCGCAUGGCUACUCAGCAUGACAGCGAGCUGCCACAGAUCAUCGCCUUUAUCAGGAAUGGAUGGCCACCCAAGUCACGGGUGCUUCCGUCUCUACAGCCUUAUUUUUCUGCUAGGGCUCACCUCUCCGAAAUAGAUGGGCUAGUGCUUUAUCAGGAUAGGAUCGUCAUUCCAGCGGUGCUAAGAUCUGCCAUGCUGGAGCGGAUCCAUGAAGGACACCAGGGCCUAACCAGGUGCCGUGCACGAGCAAGGAUGUCAGUUUGGUGGCCACGUAUCAGUGGUGAGAUAACACAGAAAGUCUCGGCAUGCCGAUUCUGCAUUGAAAACAGACCCACUCAGCGGCGUGAGCCACUACUCACCACAGCCCUACCAGAGGGCCCAUGGCAGCGCGUUGCAGUGGACCUCUGCGAACUGGAGAAACAGAAUUACCUGGUAGUCAUGGACUAUUACUCAAGAGACCUCGAAAUAGCUCAUCUUUCCUCCACAUCAAGUGUUCAAGUUAUUAAUAGGCUCAAAGGCAUGUUCGUGAGAUGGGGAAUACCACUUGAACUGGUGAGUGACAACGGCACACAGUUUACAUCUGGGGAGUUAAAAGACUUCAGUGAGAAGUAUGGCUUUGUCCACACCACAACUAGCCCCCACUAUCCCCAGGCGAACGGUGCUGCAGAACGGGCUGUUCAGACGGCCAAGCACAUCCUGAAACAGCCCGAUCCACAUCUUGCUCUGUUAUGUUACAGAGCUACCCCCAGUGCAGCGACCGGCGUGAGCCCAGCUCAGCUCAUGACUGGGACACGUAUCAGAACUACACUUCCCAUGUGGGAAGAGAAGCUACAGCCUGCCCCUGUUGAUAGACAGCUGGUUCAGGAAAGAGAUGCACAGGCAAAGUCAUCCUACCAGUUCUACUAUGACCGCCGCCACUCCGCAUGUCCACUUCCACCACUCCAUCAGGGUCAGGACGUCAGAGUCAAGAUUGAUGGGGAGAAGGGGUGGAAAACUCCUGCCAAAGUCAUUGGCCGGUGCAAAGAGCCCCGGUCUUAUCUGGUGAAGAUGGACAGCGGUGCAGUGCAAAGAGCCCCGGUCUUAUCUGGUGAAGAUGGACAGCGGUGCAGUGCAAAGAGCCCCGGUCUUAUCUGGUGA